UAUCACACGCUGAAAUCCGUUAUUAAAAAGCGCUAUGGCUUGGAUGCCACUGCAGUCGGUGACGAAGGUGGUUUCGCACCAAAUAUUCCAGACCCGAAGGAAGCAUUAGACCUCUUGAAGGACGCGAUUCACGAAGCUGGUUACGACGGAAAAGUAAAGAUUGGAAUGGAUGUUGCUGCUUCCGAGUUUUGCAAAGAGCAUGAUGGAAAGAAGGUGUAUGAUUUGGAUUUUAAGAAUCCACAGAGCGACCCGAAGCAAUGGAAAACUGGUCCACAGUUGAUGGAGCUCUACAAGUCUUUCAUACAGAAUUAUCCAGUUGUUUCAAUCGAGGAUUGGUUUGAUCAGGACGACUGGGACAGUUGGUCGACAUUCCUGAAAGAGACUGAUAUUCAGAUUGUUGGGUAA
Molecule: messenger RNA, 405 nt
Organism: Soboliphyme baturini
Lineage: Eukaryota; Metazoa; Nematoda; Enoplea; Dioctophymatida; Soboliphymatidae
Source: the annotation of a GenBank genome assembly